This is a messenger RNA of Pocillopora verrucosa, 4685 nucleotides long. RefSeq lists its product as uncharacterized. NCBI's taxonomy places the organism in Eukaryota, Metazoa, Cnidaria, Anthozoa, Scleractinia, Pocilloporidae. Gene Ontology annotation, cellular component: nucleus. Gene Ontology annotation, molecular function: protein binding. The record is from RefSeq and is a predicted model, not a curated record.
AUGAGGCAAGAAAUACGAAUAACUUUCCUUUAUUUUUCAGCGCUUUUGUGCGAUUUAAUCGCCACGAAGAAAUCCUAAUUCUGUUUUCUUAAAUCUGCGAAAGAAGACUGGCUAUUUAAUCCGAAGAAAUACGCUUUUGGUGGGAUUUGGCUGGCUUCCUGUUGGAUUGUCUUGCCUUUCAACAGUGUCAAACUGUGUCAACUUCAAGAGGAAAGCGAGGUCAGGAAAGCUCUUUAUCGCGAAUUCUCACUGGCUGUUUUGUUGUUUUAGUUACCAGAGCUUAUUUGUUUGGCUAAUUGUGCUUUUCACGCUUUGAAAAUUUAUUCAAUUAUUCUACCGAUUAUUCCGCUGGUUACGCGUCGCCGCACAGCAACAAAGACCAGUCGGCAAAUCAUCAGGAUUGCAUGACCCAGGAAACCGUUUUGCGCGAACGGAAACCUUCUGUUGACAUCGAUCAAAGGAAAGUUUUUAAAAACCAAUCAGACAGUGCGUUAUCAAUAUAGACAGUGAGUUAUCAAUACCAUCUGGUUGAUACAUCGGCGGCUGUGGCAAGCCUCAAGAACGGCGUGAAUUCCAGUGGUAAAAAAAGACUACCUGAUCCAAAGCUAAACGGGGUUAACUGGCUAAGCGCAUCGCGAUCUGGAAGAUUUUACGACCCUUGGAGGACAUAACUUUUGGUAUAUUGUAGGUUGAGUACCCACGAAGGAGAUUACGAAUCUGUUAAGCUACAGAUUUGGUAUUCUUUUAAUGGAUCAAACUAUGUUUCUGUUUAGAAGCUACAACUGAAAGUGGCUCAGCUCUCGGAGUGGGCUCAACCUCAUAGCUUGCUUCAAGUUUUCAUAGCGUUGAUAUGGCUACGGAGGACCUAAGAAUCAAUAUCAAAGAGCUUCAGUAUGACAGGCAGCGACUUUCAGCAUUAGUUUUCCAACCUCUUCAAGAAAUUAAAGAUUUUGUGGCCCGAAACUUAAGGUUGGACGAAGUAGAUCACAUCGUCUUACUUCUCCGCAAUGCUAUUCGAAGUGACACGCUGAGAACUCUCACGGACGGCGAAGCUCUAAUCGCGGUUCUUAAUCUGUAUUACGGAAAAGAUAAUUUGCGAGUUGUGCAGCGCCUCUUGAAGAAGAUAAAUUGUCACGAUCUCCUCCAAGUAGUCAGUGAGUGGGAAAGUCGCAACAACCCGGUGCAUCCACGAGUUUUUCAAGAGUGUGGCUACUUUCCAUUAUGGAUAAGGAUCAGAAACCAUUUUACAUGGUUCUCUGAGAACAAGAAGACAAUAUUGCAGAAGAUCAAAAGACUUUUCCACAUCCCUGAGAUUGCCCAAGGUGACCCUGAUUGGGAAACAAUUAUAUACAUGGGAGUUUCCUUUGGUGCAUCAGACCUUCUGGUUUACAUGUUAGUGCCUGAGUGUGCACGUAAACAUGUCCGUUCCUCUCUUGGAAGAAAUGAUGUCUGUCUCACUAUGCAGCAAUUAAGUAUAAUUGGGAUUUACUUUGGAAGGAAGACGAAGAGAAAUGGUUUUGGUGAUGACCUUUCCCUUACCAGCUUUACAUCCAUGAAUGAGUCUUUGCAAAGUGACUUUGUUCAAGAUGGUGAAGGUCGGGAGGUUUUGCAUCACUAUAAAGCUACAAGUGAAACAAAGAAUGGAUGUUAUAAUGGUAGACAGGAACAAAAUCAGAGUAAUUUGAGUAACCAAGAUUUUUCACAAUCAGUUGUGUCACCAGAAAGAGGAAAUGCAAAAGUUGUACAAACAAACAUGGGUUACAUUGAUACUGCCUCUCCUGAAGACAAAACAGACUUGCCCAUCAGGGUUGUGCGGCCAAAGAUAAUGUAUAUUGACCACAAUGUCCAGGCUGCCGUGGAUGUGGAAGAUUCACCAGUGAGAAGCAAAGCUGUAUCUGGUAAAGAACAGGAUCAGAUUAUUGUAAAAGAAACCUCAGAAAUGACAGAAUCGAUGCCCCCAAAGUCAUCUCCAGGUCACAGGGGUCAGCAUCAGUGGCAAGAAGAUAGAGAAUGGGUUCCAGCAAUUGAAAGUUUGAUUGUACCAGAGGUCAAGCAGAGCAAAGAGCUGCAGUCCUGGAGCAUUCCUGAUGAGCUUUACCACACAAGUCAAGGCAACACCACAGGUGACAGUCACAGAGGUUGGUCACAUAACACUUCCUUGGAAAAUAAAACUGGCCAGAAUUGGUCAGACAAUGAAAGAGUUGAGAGCAAUAAAAAGAGAACAUCUGUUUUAGACUUUUCAUUUGAAAACAGUUGUGUUGAUGGGGAGAGAGGCUGGUACUCUCAAAGUCCACCCAAAAAAUCACACAUUGGAACAGCAGUUGUGGAAAAUGGUCCCAUAUCAACAAAAUCAAAGUUGAUUCCAUCAGAAAUAACAACUUCCAAAUCAGAAAACACCAAAACAUUCACUUCAACAGCAACAUUCCAAAUCAGUAGGAGGAAUAAAAACGCCAAUUCUCAUCAGAAACAUAUGAGUUCUCUGAAUGGUGAAAUUUAUAAGACAGAAGCCCUGCCAUCCUUAAAUAUGAGCCAAUCAGAUUUUGAUGACAAUAGAGUGAUGACAAAGGAUAAUCAGGGGAUUCCAAGGCAACCAGAGCCUGGUUCCUCUUGGUAUGAGGAUACAGCUUUGGAGGACUCCUUAUACAGAGAAAUGGUUCCUGAACCAGAACCUGAAGACACACAGCAGUUUCAUCCUGUUGAAGAUUACUAUCUUGAUAACAUGAAACCCCAGCAAGCGGCUGUGACUCCAAGAAUUUACUCUGCAAGGACAACAAAUGGAAGAGCUCACACUCCAAUAUACUCCCCUCCAGAAAGUUUCCGGGAUGCCACCCCUGUAAGUGGCAAGCUGGUGAUGGUAAAAACUGCACUUGUUGAUCAACCAAGGCAAAAGCUAUCCGUAGUCAUGGUCCAUCACGACAGGGAAGAAUCACCGAGAGACUCAAACAAUUUAAGGGAGUUUCCCAAAACAACUGGCAUGACCAGUGCUGGUUUCUACAGGCCUACAGAUCAUAGCCCCCAAGAAUAUAAUCAAUAUAAUGAUUAUAGUCCUAAAAACUCAAAUGGACAAUCACAACAGUUUUCAACCCUGAAGGCAGAGAGUGAAGUGUUGUCAGAUUAUGAUGACAGUGUCUUUACUGAUCAUGAAUACAGAGAUGACGCUAGUGGAAGAUUUGCAGUGGUACCCCCUCCAUAUGUUCCUCCACCAGAAUACAAAAAGACUUUAAGAAAGUUGGAUGGAAAAUCAAAUGAUGAUUCUACCAGCAUAGACACAUAUAGUUCAGAUCGUGUUCAUAAGAGUCCUCUCCUGUCAGCUGCAAGUGUAAGUUCAAUAUACAAAGAGAAAGAAAUGUUUCUCAGCAGAGAAGAAUUACAGAUGAGUAUAAAAGGGGCUGAGGACAAAGAAAUAGAAAAACAGAUAGAACUUUGUAAGGAUCUCAUGGUUGCUGCUAAAGCGGGGGAUGAGGAUGAGGUGAAGAGAACCAUUGAUGAAGGAGUUGAUGUGAAUUAUCAAAAUGAGUUUGGUCAGUCAGCAAUGAUGGUUGCCAGCUGGGAAGGACAUCUUGGAAUUGUAGAGGCCUUGCUUAGUGAUGACGCUGAUCCUAAUUUACAGGACGGGUUUGGCAAGACUGCUCUGCACGAGGCUGCCAUCAGUGGUCAACAUGCUAUUGUUCAUCGUCUCAUCCCUGGUGGAGCUAACGUCAAUCUGGCUGAUGAGGAAAAAAGAACCCCUCUUCAUUAUGCCGCCAUGAGAGGAAAAAGAAGAAUAGUAGAAGUUCUCCUGCUCUUUGGUGCGAAUGUUUCGCUUCUUACGAAGGAAGGAGAAUCUGCGAUUGAACUUGCCUAUUGGUACCGUCAUGACGAUAUUGUAACUUUGUUGCAGUCUACUGGCGAUAAAAGAACCCGUAGAGAAAUGGACAGUCUGAUACGAAAGCAGAAGAUCCGUUCCGCAGCAUCUUUACCAAACUUGUCCAAGGCGUCAUCGAUGAAAGAGCUCUCCCGAGCCAGGAGCCGUCCAGACCUGCGCAAAAAGAAAUCAGUUUGUCCCAUCCAGUAAAUUCGCGUAAGAGCCGUUCACCGCAUGGCUGGACACAUGUAGUCGGAAUCAAAACUCCUUCGUAUGUUACGUUUUUAAGUUUAAUUUCAACUUUUUCGCUUCCAGAUCUGGGAGAAAUGUUCUCAAUUUCAAAAGUUUUGGAGUCAAUUAGGUCUAUUUAUAUGAUAAAUAUAUAUAAUAUAUACAUUCUUCGUUUAAUUUUCAUCGUACCAUUGGUUAUAUAUAUUUGUAAAGGUGUGGGUCCUUACAUAUCGAACAAAGAUGCGAAUUGCAUCAAAGGGAUAUCUGCUGUCAAUUCAGCGUAGCAAAUAUUUGUAUGCAAUUUUUUAAGAAGCUGGUGGCGCUUUUUAAGGAAUUUUUAAUGUUGUUGGAGUUUGUUAGACGUAUUUUUAUAGACUUAAUACCAAUUUGUAAGAUAGUUGUAGUUAUCUGUUACUUUCAUAACUGGUGUGCUAAAAUUCACACUUUUGUAUCGGAUAGAUUUAAAAUUCUUUGGGAUUUUUAGUUGUUGGCCACAAAUACGUAAUAACUGCAUGACGAUUUUAUGUAGGUUUGUAAUUGUGUGAGGUUUUCACAAAUAUUUUGUACUAGAAAAUGGGGAAAACGGUAAUUAAAAUGAUUUUAAAAUUGA